Messenger RNA from Jatropha curcas, 1651 nucleotides. RefSeq lists its product as uncharacterized. Gene Ontology annotation, cellular component: ribosome. Gene Ontology annotation, molecular function: structural constituent of ribosome. NCBI's taxonomy places the organism in Eukaryota, Viridiplantae, Streptophyta, Magnoliopsida, Malpighiales, Euphorbiaceae. Gene Ontology annotation, biological process: translation. The record is from RefSeq and is a predicted model, not a curated record.
GGGUUUACGAAGAAACUCAGGAUUGAGGGCAUUUUGGUCCGUAAGCCUAGAUUCGAUCAUAAACCCCCAAUUCAAUCGGAAGCUUCAGCAAGCAAAGGGUUUUUGAUUCCAAUCUGAGAAGGCGCUAUCUUCGCUCAAAAGGAACAUUUUACACUUUGCAGACUAGUUAUAGAAAAGAAAUGCAGUCUUUCUGUGGGAGUUUGAUUCGGAGGCAAACACUUAACUGCUCAAAUACUGCUCAUGUCAAAUCCUCUAGGGCUUCCUAUGCAAUUAGUACUAGUAAUGUUAAUGGAUUAACCUUGUCACACUCUGAUUCUCCGCUUCAAGAUGGAGUUCCUGCUUCGAAGAAUAAUCUCUUCCGGUAUUUUCAUCAGUUCGCUUCUCGUCCUCCCGUCACUUUACCAAAAUUUAGUUCUCGUAGGGAUACAUUGACAUUGUUCAACGGCAAUGGCACAAAUCCUAAGCUUAAUAUGUCUUUAUGGACGGAAGUAGGACCUUCAUUCCCCAGUAGGACCAUGACAACAGCGGGAAAUUCUGUAGAAUCUGCUUCAAAAGUUCAUUCAGAACCCAACAUAGAUAUAACCCCCCGCAUCAAAUUUAAGAGACUUGAUAAAACUGCCAGGAAUAUAAUGCAGAUUCUGGACAAGGAAGCAGUGCAGGAAGUAAGGGCAGAGAGGGAGAUACCUGAUAUAAAACCUGGCUACAUUGUGCAACUUAAAGUGGAAGUACCUGAGAAUAAGAGACGUGUUUCAAUUGUUAAGGGCAUAGUAAUAGCUAGACGCAAUGCUGGAUUAAAUACUACAUUUAGAUUGAGGAGGAUAGUGGCUGGGGUUGGAGUUGAAUCUCUCUACCCUCUGUACUCGCCUAACAUAAAGGAAAUAAAGGUGCUGGACAAGAAGAAAGUGAGGAGGGCCAAGCUUUAUUAUCUUAGAGACAAGAUGAACGCACUUAAGAAACACUAGUUGUCAGAAGUUUGAUUAUCAAUUUCGUGAUAAAGAUAGUGGGGUUAGAUCACCCUGGCCAGAAAAGUGAGCACAAUUUGGCUUCCUUUUCCUAAUUUCAUUUUCUCUUUUUAAUCAGGUGAGUUGUUUUUUUAGAAAUUUAGAAUUAUGAAGGGGAAAAUAUGUGAAGUUGCUGAUUGUGUGCACAUCAAUCGCAAAAAGAUUUAAAUUAUAUUUACAGCUAUUCGUUCAUGGUAAAGGAUACCAUGUGCACAGAUUUUGCCUUUUGGUUUCUUUAAAAUUACCUAUAGAUUUUCUUGAUUAAACUUAGAAUGGAUUUGUCUACUAUGUGCAAUGUGACGGUCUCAAUACCUCAGAAACAGCUACAUGUGAAUUUGUCAUUACCGAUUUAUUAUUUUAAGCAAUAUAUAGGCAUUCCUCGCAAGUCAGAAACAUGAGGCUGGAGGGACCUAUUUUUGUUGAUUAGAAGUGGGAUGGCUAUAUUCAUUUCCUGUUGCAUGGUAGGUAAUGGGUGAUAAUUCAUUAAAUUUCUUCAUUUUAGUGAAGAACAUGAGGGUGAGCUUUGAUUGGAUGGGUAAGUUCAGAAGUAUCAGUUGGAGGAUGUACUUAAUGCUCACAUGGUUGUGACUUAGGUUGAAGCUUUUGCUCAAAACACUUAAGUAAAAUAUAAUACAUUUUACUUUGCUUUC